UCUUCUCUAGUGGACACAUGUGGCAUCAUCAGAGGCGUUUUGCUCUGGCAACACUUAAGUACUUUGGUGUUGGCAAGAAAACUCUAGAAUAUUCCAUCCUGCAAGAGUGUGGCUUUGUCUGUAGUGCUUUGCAAACCAAGCAAGGUUUGCCAUUCAACCCUCAUUACCUCUUGACCUACGCAGUGGGUAAUAUAAUAUGCAGCCUGGUUUUUGGCUACAAGUUUGAGUAUAACAACCUUCAUUUUCAUGAGCUGUUGCAAUAUUCAGAUGAAAUCUUUAAGCUGCCCGUCAAUAUCUGGGGUCGGUUCUAUAACUCCUUUCCCGCUCUGAUGUCCCUGCUGCCAGGAAAGCACCAGACUGCAUUUGCCAACCUGUCCAAGCUUAAGCUCUUUUUUAAGGAGGAAGUCAGCAAGCACAAAGAGGACAGAAACCCAUCCAAUCCUAGAGACUACAUUGACUGUUAUCUGGAUGAAAUUGAAAAGUGUAAGGACAGUGAGGCUGAAUUCACAGAAGAAAAUCUGAUACACUGUGUGUUGGAUCUGUUUGGAGCAGGAACAGAAAGUACUGCUAAAUCUCUUUGCUGGGCUGUGCUCUACAUGGCCAAGUAUCCAGAAGUGCAAGAGAGAGUCCAGUCUGAGAUUGAUCAGGUGAUUGGACGGACUCGUCAGCCAUUGAUGGAAGACAGGGCACAUCUGCCGUACACCUACGCAGUGAUCCAUGAGAUUCAGAGGUUCGCAAAUGUUCUUGCUUUUAUUCCACCAAGAGUUGCCAGCAAAGACACCACAGUAGCAGGAUGUCUCAUACCAAAGGGUGUGAUGGUGCUGCCAAUGCUGAAGCCAAUCCUGGAGGACAAGAAUGAAUAUUGCACUCCAUAUGAAUUCAAUCCUGCUCACUUUCUGGAUGAAAAUGGCAAAUUUUUGAAGAGAGAAAAUUUCAUUCCCUUUUCAAUACACUCUAAAAAUGGCUGGCAUUUUACAUUCCUGCCACCUGAGGGAGAAACCCUGAGUCUCAAAAGGACAGUUGCCAUUGCUUCUGCUCCUGAACCCUUCCAAAUUCGUGCUAUGCCUCGAUAG
Molecule: messenger RNA, 1073 nt
Organism: Carassius auratus (goldfish)
Lineage: Eukaryota; Metazoa; Chordata; Actinopteri; Cypriniformes; Cyprinidae
Product: cytochrome P450 2J3-like
Exons: 7
Coding region: 18-1073 (351 amino acids)
Biological process (GO): xenobiotic metabolic process
Cellular component (GO): intracellular membrane-bounded organelle; cytoplasm
Molecular function (GO): oxidoreductase activity, acting on paired donors, with incorporation or reduction of molecular oxygen, reduced flavin or flavoprotein as one donor, and incorporation of one atom of oxygen; iron ion binding; heme binding
Source: RefSeq, a predicted model, not a curated record